Endocarpon pusillum Z07020 is the source of this 450-nucleotide messenger RNA. RefSeq lists its product as uncharacterized. Bases 1 to 450 code for a protein of 149 amino acids. NCBI's taxonomy places the organism in Eukaryota, Fungi, Ascomycota, Eurotiomycetes, Verrucariales, Verrucariaceae. The transcript is spliced from 2 exons. The record is from RefSeq and is a predicted model, not a curated record. Gene Ontology annotation, molecular function: glutathione transferase activity; glutathione peroxidase activity. Gene Ontology annotation, cellular component: membrane; endoplasmic reticulum; nuclear envelope.
AUGACUAACAUCACCGUUCCCAACAACUAUGGCUACGUCCUCGGCAUUUCCCUCAUCGCAACUCCUCUCCUCGCCUUUGCCCACGGCACGAUCACGGGCAGGAAGCGUAGAGCCGCCAAAAUUCCCUACCCAAAUGCCUACGCCACCGCCCAGGAAAUGAAAGCCAAUCCCGCCGCCUACACGUUCAACUGCGCCCAGAGAGCCCAUGCACAGUUUAUGGAAAACGCUCCUCAAACAAUGAUGCACAUGCUGGUUGCUGGGUUGCAGUAUCCAAAUGCGACAAUAGCUUUGGGCUUGGGAUGGUUAGUGGCGAGGAUGCUGUAUCUGUAUGGCUAUAUUUAUUCGGAUAAACCUCAGGGUGGUGGGAGGUACUUGGGGACGUGGUUCUACCUUGCGCAGGCUGGGCUAAUGGGAUUGGUUGGCAUGACAGCACUCGAAAUCAUCUCUUGA